This is a messenger RNA of Chinchilla lanigera (long-tailed chinchilla), 3031 nucleotides long. It is a transcript of the gene Dnajb9, whose product is annotated as DnaJ (Hsp40) homolog, subfamily B, member 9. The coding region runs from base 189 to 857 and encodes 222 amino acids. Gene Ontology annotation, molecular function: misfolded protein binding; protein-folding chaperone binding. The record is from RefSeq and is a predicted model, not a curated record. NCBI's taxonomy places the organism in Eukaryota, Metazoa, Chordata, Mammalia, Rodentia, Chinchillidae. Gene Ontology annotation, cellular component: endoplasmic reticulum. The transcript is spliced from 3 exons.
AAUGGGAAAGCGUUUCGUGUAGGUCACCUCCUGAGGCGGUGGCGCCAGUCCCUGAACGCCCGCCCGUGGGGAGUAGGCAGUGGAGGGACGCGGCGGCCGCGGCGGAGGUGGGAGCGCUCGGUGGCCGGGGAAGCCGCAGCAGGGCGCGCGACGGCCCCUGGAGACCGCGGAGGCCGGGGAUAUUAGAAAUGGCUACUCCCCAGUCAGUCUUCAUCUUUGCAAUCUGCAUUUUAAUGAUAACAGAGUUAAUUCUGGCCUCAAAAAGCUACUAUGAUAUCUUAGGCGUGCCAAAAUCAGCAUCAGAGCGCCAGAUCAAGAAAGCCUUUCACAAACUGGCCAUGAAGUAUCACCCUGACAAAAAUAAGAACCCCGAUGCUGAAGCAAAGUUCCGAGAGAUUGCAGAAGCAUAUGAAACACUCUCAGAUGCUAGUAGGCGAAAGGAGUACGAUACACUGGGACACAGUGCUUUCACUGAUGGUAAAGGACAAAGAGGUAGUGGAAGUCCUUUUGAGCAGUCCUUUAAUUUUAAUUUUGAUGACUUAUUUAAAGACUUUAGUAUUUUUGGUCAAAACCAAAACUCUCGAUCUAAGAAGCAUUUUGAAAAUCACUUCCAGACACGGCAAGAUGGUUCUAGUAGACAGAGGCAUCAUUUCCAGGAGUUUUCUUUUGGAGGUGGAUUGUUUGAUGACAUGUUUGAAGAUAUGGAGAAAAUGUUUUCUUUUAGUGGCUUUGACUCCACCAAUCGGCACACAGUACAGACUGAAAAUAGAUUUCAUGGAUCUAGCAAGCACUGCAGGACUGUCACUCAGCGAAGAGGAAAUAUGGUCACUACGUACACUGACUGUUCAGGACAGUAGUUCCUUCUUUUGCUGUUCUUACUAAACCCACCUGGUUGACUCUUCCUUAGUAUCUAUGAUGAAAGGUUUUCUCUGAAAUAUUUUGACAAAUGCAUGAUUUUACUCAGAAAUUUGAUAUUACUAUUAUAUAUUUAAUUUUUUGACAGAUUCAGAAACAUUAAGCUAGUGAUUUAGACAAAAAUUAAUUAUUUCUUGAUUAGGAAAGGUCCUUUAAAAAAAGAUACUAUUCGGCUGGUUUUUUUCCCCAUGUGUCCUUAAAAAAAGAGAAAAAAACGAUUGAGUUUGCUUGAUAAGUAGAUUUAACCUUAAAAUUUAUUGUGUGAACUUGAAUGAUUUUUUACAGUGAAACCUUUGCUAAUUUAAAAUUGCAUGCCCUGGCAUCUGUGAUUUGGAUUGCUAAAUAUAUGUGACAGUGUGUAAUUGAGUCAGCAAAGGAGAGCAUUCAGUGGUUAAUUGCCACAGAAAGCUUUAAAAAGGGAUGGUCUGGUGUUUACCACAGAACCCUGUCUUGCCACAGAAUUGGUUGCAGGAAAUGAUGAUAUUGCUGUUGGUCAACUAAGGUGAAAAAAGAAAACUUCCAAAAUAUUGCCAAGAGAUUGUUACGUGUUUAGUCCCUGGCUAGUGAUUGAUUUUAUAGAGUUGAAAUCAUAGCUACUUAACAAAUCUUUUCACAUUUCUGUCUUAGUUGUUGUCAUUCUAGGUAUUAAUACGAAUUUAUGUGGGUUUAUGUGUGUAUGUGUAAUUCCUCCUCUGCAUUUAUCUUUAUCUAGAGAUUGACUAAUACCUCAUUCUGUUUGUAAAACCAGCCAGUAAUUUUUGUGCAACCUUAUUAUGUGCAAUAUUUUUAAAUCCUAAGAAAUGUGUGCUUUUGUUUUCAGAUAAAACUUACUUAGUUCUGCACUUUCCACAUUAUGCUCCAUAUGAGUAUUAAUCCUAGGGAUACAUAUUAAAACUAGUAAUGUCUCAUAUAAUGUUGUGCGUGAGGGGGAGAAAUAUAAGUAUUUACAAGCCGAUAGUCUCUGGUGUCAUUUUAUUAAAAUUUUAUUAUGUACAUCUGGAGGCAUAGAGGAUAUGUAUGUAGUAGGUCAUAUGCUGAUCAUAAGCUGUAUUUCUUGUAAAGUUAACUUUUUUCUAAUCUGAAAACCUUGAUAGGAUCUUGCUUUGUUUUCAUUUGGUAAUUUGUAUUGCUGUCUCAUAUUCCUCCUUUCACAAAUUUUGGUAGCUUGAAGAUUUUUAUUAAGUAUAAUAUGUUCGCAGAGCAAGGAUUCUGACACCAGUUCUUUCCUAAUUAGGCCUAGUUGGGAAAACAGAGACCAGGCAUAGAGCUGUAAUCCUUAAUCAACGUUAAUUUGAGAACUUAUUUUUCUUUGUUGCAGUGUUGGGGAUUGAACCCAGGAACUCAUGCAUGCUAGGCAAAUGCUGCUCUAUUGAACUUACCCCAGCCUUUAAUUUGAGAAUUGUUAAGAAAAAUGAACUUACUACAUUUAUGUAUCUUACUUAUUUCUUGAAACUUAUAACCUACUACUUUUGUUUGAUAAUUUAAAAAAAUAGCUGUAGGUUUUAUUUUGGGCUAAGGAUCUGUUUAAUAUAGUCCAUUAAACAGGACAAAUGAGAACCAGUCCCCUCCCCCCUGCAAAAGGGGGUCUCAUUUUCAAAUCAGGAUUAUCUUUAACGCAUUCCUGCUGGCUUGAAAUGCCAGUGAUAUGGGCAUGACUGUCUCAUUGAGUGGUACAGCUGCCGGAUGAGACAGUCAUGCAUGUAUGGCCCCAUCAUAAACAUAUUAAGGAUUCGUUACCUUUUUUUUGGUACUGGGAAUUGAACUUAGGACCUUGCACUUGCCUGGCAGACGUUGUGCCACUGAGCUUUAUUCCCAGCCCAGGCCCGGAUUCAUUACUUUUACAUUGUUAUCAUAUGUCUUCCUUUUUCUCCAAAGCCUGUCUUAUUUUCCUCUUUCCCCUGAAUAUAUAAACUUAAGAUACAAUGAAAUAUCAAGAAAUGGACUUAAGUAAUAAUCUUUGGGGUGUGUGUGUGUGAGUAGUUUGGCAUGUUGUUGGACAUUAGUAAUCAACACGUUUUCUAAGUAACUUAUUUGUACAGAUUGAAUGUCCAAAGAUGGAGAACCUACAUUUGAAGAAAUGAACAAUAAAAUAGCAGACUUAUACCACCUACACAAA